Styela clava is the source of this 2025-nucleotide messenger RNA. NCBI's taxonomy places the organism in Eukaryota, Metazoa, Chordata, Ascidiacea, Stolidobranchia, Styelidae. The record is from RefSeq and is a predicted model, not a curated record.
AUAUAUACUGUUUAUACGACAGGCUGUGAAACGCCGAUAGACUUAGCUUGAGGAAUAUUGCCGACGACAUCGUGUGGGCACAACAUGUUUUAUCGACUUUUGUUAAUAUUGGUAAUUUUAGUUUUAUCCGAAGCAAGGAUAUGCAAAAGUCCUAAGACAGACAAUUCAAAACGUUGUAAAAAAUCAAUUGAAUCGGGGAUGGAUUUCCUAGAUACGAGAGAAUGUUCGAAUAACAAAGAAUGCUGUGAAUGGGACGGAAAAUGCUAUUUUGAAAUUAUUGCUAAGGAGAAAUUAUCUGGAAUUGACAAGGGUAAAAGUAUUGAAGACAAGUUUCUGAAAAAAGCUAAAGCAGAAACAGAGGACAGUGAUAUAUCAUCCAGAAGGUUUCUGACCAUGGGUGGGCCGUGUAUUCAACCUGCUUCCUCGCCGACACCGAUAUUCCCCAAUGGCUGUGAAGUUACGAGAGCAACACCCUACGUUACAGAUCCUCCAGUUGAUGUUCCAUAUUGUGUACGAAUUCCUUGCGAGUCUGGCAACAAUGAAUUGGAAAAAGAUGCAUUUGCUUGCCUCAGUAGACCAGGAUGCUACUUCGAUCAAGAGUUGUUCGAAUCCAGGAAAUACAUGGGCCAACAAAUGUUGCCUGGUGUCCCAGUGUGCCAUUUUGCUAUUAGAAAUCGAGUAUUUCAAAAAGAGGCAAAAGCCUAUAUGCAGAGGAAGCUGGAUGUAGGGUGGAUCCACAAGUUGGUUGACUCAUAUUACAACCUUAUGUUCAAAUAUGGAAUGACCCUGAACGCAUCCCAGCAUUGGCAUUUGUGGCUCAGCGUUCAGGAAGGAAAAACCAGAGCGGACAACAUUUUUGAAUACAUUCCAACAGAAUUAAACAUUGGUUUUGGUAAUUUAGAAACAAUAUUUUCAAGUGCAAUAAACAAUCUGGGCAUGUUUUCAAACAAUAUUGAAGCUCAGUCUGUUUUCCCUCCAGUUCCUAACACUAAUAUAUUGACCUUGGCAUCAAAUACUGAAAAUCCCUUGAACAUGGGCAAUUUCCACAGCAUUCCAGUUCCUAAUUUAGCUAAUCUUUUCAACGGUGCAGACUUUGAAUGGUGUGGACCAGCAUUUAUGACUCAAGGUGGACGACCUUGCAAGCCAAAAACUACAUCCAUUCAGCGUCCAUCUGACUGUCCAUAUACUAAUGCUGUCCCGAGUUCUCUUUACUGGUUGAAACCAUUGAAAGGAAGUAUGAAGGGAUGUUGUGAUAUUAAUUUGUGUUAUUUGUCAAAAUCAGAAAUACUAGAAGCAAAAUCCGGGGAUGCUCAUUAUUACACACAAUGGACAUUUUGGUCCCAAUGUUCCAAAACCUGCGGUGGUGGACUGAAACGAAGACACCGAAACUGUAUGAGUUCAGAUAGUUCUCAAUGUUCCUUGUCUCUGGAGGAUGUAGUGAUUUGCAACUCACAACAGUGUCCAAUUUGGUCAGAAUGGUCACCGUGGGGACAAUGUAGCUCAACCUGUGUCGGCGGCACGCAAAAAGCAGAGAGGAUAUGCUUCCCAUCAGAAGAUUCUUGCAAAGGAAAUAAAGAAAAAGUAAGAUCAUGCAAUGAUGAUAUUAAAUGUGUGGAGAAAUUUGGCAACUGGGGUCUUGGUCGGACGAUUGCAAUCCUUGUGGAACUAUGACAUACCGCUCACGAGUAUGUAUCGUCCCUCCUUGCAACGUUGACGAUUUGGAGCAAAAUCGUGAAUGUAAUUACCAGUGCGGUUCAUGGGAAAACUGGGAAAGUUGGUCACGAUGUUCGUACGGCAGAAACUUCACAUGUAGAAAAAUACGAAGACGAAAAUGUAUUCUGAAUGGACGAAGCUUCAGAGUGGGAUGUAAAGCAGGAUCGGCGCUUGAGGAAGAACGUUGUUCUUCUUGUAAUAUAUUCGGGUUAUAAUUAUACGACAAAAUACAAAAGCAUAAGAAGUAUAUUAUAUUGUUCCUUUUUUCAACGAUGGCCGAAAAAUAAAAAAAUAAAUUUAAGGUGAUAAGAA